AUGGCUCUCAGACUCGACAGGCUGGUGCCUCGUCGCCGAUGGAACUGCACUCUUCCUGUUCACCGAGCCUUCAGCUCUGCUGGGGUCAAUUGUUCCGGACACAACAAAUGGUCCACCAUCAAGCACGACAAGGCCCGCAAUGACAAGGCAAAGAGCAAAGAACGAGCAAUGGUAGGCAAAGAGAUUGCCAGUGCUACACAAAUGUGGGGUGCCGAUACAAAAUACAAUCCUCGUCUAGCCCUAGCAUUAUCGAACGCGAAGCGAGCCUCCAUCCCCAAGGUCGUUAUUGAUGCCGCAAUCGCACGAGGGCAGGGCCUGAGCGUCUCUGGUCAGGCACUGGAAUCUCUGACGAUUGAAGCUAUGCUACCAGGCAAUGUAGCUGCAGUGGUGGAGUGUCUAACGGAUCAAAAGGGUCGCGUUUUACAAGACGUUCGCUAUCUCAUCAAGGACAAUGGGGGCAUUGUUACCCCAACCACAUUCCUCUUUGAGCGGAAGGGUAGAGUGGUGUUGGAAAAACAGGAGGCUACGGAUCCAGAUGACUACCUCGAUCAGGCGAUUGAAGCCGGUGCUGCGGACAUCAACACCGACGAUAAAGGCCGCCUUGUGCUCUUGACUGAUCCAUCAGAGACAAAAACAGUGGGCGAGAAGUUUGCAAAGCUUUCAGGUCUUGUGAUCGAGGAGUUGGAAAUGAUCUGGGAUCCUAAUACGGAUUCUUUGGUUGAUGUGCAAGAUGAAGAACAGGCGAAAGCCCUUGAGGAUCUUCUGAGUGCCCUGCGGGAAGAACCCAGUGUGCAAGACAUUUACUUGAACUCAACUGAACAGUUCUAA
Molecule: messenger RNA, 828 nt
Organism: Penicillium olsonii
Lineage: Eukaryota; Fungi; Ascomycota; Eurotiomycetes; Eurotiales; Aspergillaceae
Source: the annotation of a GenBank genome assembly